AUGGAAAAUAAUCAUAACUCUAGAGCAGAUUACCAUUUAUCUCAAAAUCAAGAAGAAGCUAAUUCUAGUGCUCAAAAUAAUCAAAACUCGCCUAAUGAUCCUGAAGCAUCUAAUGCUAAUGAUCAAGAAGAAAAAGAUCAGAAUGAAAAUGAAUCAAAUGAGCCGCAGCAUGUGAAUAAUAAUAAAUUUGACAUCAAUGAACUUAAAAAGAACCCAGAGCUUUAUCAAAAAAUUUUAAAUGAUGCUAUAACGCUUCAAAAGGAAAAAAUAAAGCCAACAUCUUAUAUGUUUCAUUUUCGCAUUCAUUAUAAAACAUUAUUUGGAGAAAGGAUAGUUAUAGUAGGAAGCGAAGAAUUUCUAGGUAACUGAGACCCUUAUAUACAUUAAAAUGGCGACACAAGUCAGUCUGCCCUCUUGGUGCAACAGUCCAGACCUUAUGGCUAAGGCGAACUGCGAUGGACUCCGAGCUAAGUAUUAAGUGCAGGUCCAAGAGAUAUGUAUCCGGAUAGUUUUAUGCUGCUUUCUUGUGGUUAAAAAUGGAGGUGCUUAACAACGUCCUUUGGAUCCUAGACCUAUGAGCAUUCCUCUACCGAGAAACUGGGGGUUUCGGCCCAGGCCACAGUAGUCUUUUUCCUGUAGCUGUCGAAAGAAGGCUCUUUGGCACCCGACAGACUCCAAGGAUCCUUGGAAUCAAGCCAUUCCAAUCGCCUGUAGCAGGGCUUCAGAAAUGCAUAAGCACUCAAGACUGAAGUCUCAAGGAGGAGACAAAAGGUACCGGAAGUGGCAUUCAACUUUAGGGAACAACCCUCUGGGCUGGAGCCGAAAAGUGGAUGAACCUAGCGUACGGAAGGUAUUUGGUGACUGUGUCACCAAUAUGGCUAACGCCUGAAUUUAAUAACUUAUUCUAGCAUAAUUGAGAUCCUUAUAAAGGACUGGAAUUAGAAUGGUCAGCUGGAAAUUAUUGAAAUGUGUCAAUACCUAUUGGUGAAGGAGAAAUUUCAUCAAUCGAUUAUAAAUAUGUAUGCAUCAAAAGAAAUCAAUUAGUAUGGGAAGGUGGACCAAAUCGAGUGCUCAGAGUUGAAGAUGGGGAGAAAAAAGGCUCAAUUCUGGUCUUUAAUAGAGAGGACUAUUGACAAAGAUAA
Molecule: messenger RNA, 1142 nt
Organism: Blepharisma stoltei
Lineage: Eukaryota; Ciliophora; Heterotrichea; Heterotrichida; Blepharismidae
Source: the annotation of a GenBank genome assembly